Molecule: messenger RNA, 3245 nt
Organism: Chenopodium quinoa (quinoa)
Lineage: Eukaryota; Viridiplantae; Streptophyta; Magnoliopsida; Caryophyllales; Amaranthaceae
Product: protein FAR-RED IMPAIRED RESPONSE 1-like
Exons: 3
Coding region: 942-3029 (695 amino acids)
Biological process (GO): regulation of DNA-templated transcription
Molecular function (GO): zinc ion binding
Source: RefSeq, a predicted model, not a curated record
UACUCCCACUCUCUGACUCUAGUCUCUAAAACCUUUACUACAACUCAGUAAUUAUUGGAAUUACGAGUACCAUCAAAGUUCAUUAAUGUAAAAAUCAUCUAAAUUCAUCAACUAAUCCGGUAUGAAUCUUCACCUUUUCUUUUCUGUCAAUUAUAUUUCCAAUGAGGAAUGCCCAGUUUAUCUCCACGAUAAGCAUAAAUUGUUAAUCGGAUGGCAAUGUUGUAAUUAUUUCAAAAUCAAAACGGCCGUUUGUUACUUUUUGGUGAACGUUUUGUAAAUGCUAACCAUGGUUAGUUGCAGUCUAUCUUCUUUUUUUUUCCCCAAAUCAGAGAUUGAAUUGUAGAAAUAAUGGAGAAGUCGAAGCCCUAAUUUUAUUACCUCAAAUUUGUGAUAUCGUCAUAGUAAAUUUCAGCUGCCCGAUUGUCGAUUGAAGCUCGAAGAUGUCAAUUCACUGAAGCUAGAGCUGGUUCGCUUAAUAAAAAAAGAUAAUGGAGAAACUUGAUAAGGGAAGUGGAGUGGAUGUUUGUGGUAUAGGUGUGGAAGUAAUGCCACAUAAAGAAGGAGAUGAUGGUUGUAUGGAACUUGGGAACUCUCCUGACAUGAAAUGUAUGGACCUAAUUGCACAUGCAUCUAAACAAACAACAAUUGAAGAUGGACUUGAUGGUUGUGUUCCAGGUGGUCAAACUUGUUAUAGGACCCCUACCUGUACAAUACAGACUGUGCACACUGUUGUAUCUAGUAACAAAAUCAGUGUUGUUAGUGUAGUCGAGGAACCUAAGGAGGACAUGAUUUUUAAAACUUUGCAGGAUGUUGAAGCCUAUUAUAAGGAAUAUGCUGAACAGAUGGGGUUUGGUGUCAAGAGGGUUCAAGGUUCUUUCUCUAAGAAGGAUAGGGAUAUGAGGGGGACUACAUGAAGGUAUGAAUGUUGGGGGAGACCGGACAUGAGAGCAGCGAGAGCGGCGAAGAAGAGGGCUAAUUCAAUGGAAGUUGCUGGUUGCAGUAAUUUAGUUAGAGGGGUUAUUGCGGAGAAUGAGUUGAAUCGUUGCAAAAGAAAGUCCAAAAAAUGUGAGUGUGGUGCUAAGAUUUAUGCUAGUGUUAACGAAGAUGGUGACUGGCAGUUGAGAUCUGUUAUUUUGGAGCACAACCAUGAUUUAAUCCCAAACGGAGCGAAGUUGGUGAAAGAGUAUAGAAUGAAGCAGCUAACAUCCACUGUUAGGAAGAGGUUGAUCAAUUAUUAUGAUGAGGGGGUACCCGCGUCUAGUUUCCAUGGCUGCACUGCCCUUGAAAUGGGAGGGGUUGAGAACAUGUCUUUGAUGGUGAAGGAUUUCCAACAUGAGGUUUACAAGGAGCGUCGCCUUAGGAUGGAAGGUGGGGAUGCGGAUGCUAUGAUGUCAUACUUUGAGUAUAUGAUGGCCGAUAGUCAGAAUUUUUUUCAUGCUAAUCGCUUAGAUGAUGAAGGUCGGUUAAAAGAUGUGUUGUGGGUUGAUGCUCGUAGUCGAGCUGCUUAUGAGUAUUUCGGGGAUGUAGUGUGUUUUGAUGCUACAUACUUGACUAAUGAGUAUGAAUUGCCAUUUGUUUUGUUGGGGUCAAUCACCAUGGACAGUCUAUUCUAUUGGGGUGUGCAUUGGUGUCGCAUGAGGACUCAGAUACGUUCAGAUAGAUUUUUCGGCAGUGGCUUUGUUACAUGGGGAAUAAAGCCCCGGUCGGUGUCCUUACAGACCAAGCUACUGCGAUGCGUAAGCCGUUGGAAGAAAUUAUGUCGAACACUAUACACGGGUGGUGCAUCUGGCAUAUUAUGUCGAAAUUUGGUGACAAGCUUGGCAAAUGCCCGAAAGUUUAAAAAUAAGCUGAAAACUGUGAUAUAUGAAAGCUUCACUGUGGAUGAGUUUGAGGAGAAUUGGGUUGCAUUGAUUAAGUACUACAAGCUGGAAAAUAAUGAGUGGUUGACUUAUAUGUUCAAAGAGAGACACAUGUGGGUUCCGACCUUCAUGAAAGAUUACUUUUGGGCUGGUAUGAAAACUACUCAAAGAGUGGAGAGCAUCAACAGUUUUUUUUACGGCUUUGUGAAUCGAAAAACCAAGUUACAUAAAUUUCCUAGACAAUACAACAGAGCAAUGACCAAACGCGUCAACGAUGAAACUGAUGCGGAUGACAACUGGUCAAAGUAUGUUCGUAGGAUGGUGAGUGGGUUCAAGCCGGAGGAGCUGUUUCAACAGAUUUACACUAACACAAAAUUUCAAGAAAUACAGACUGAGCUUUCAAGACUCUUGUACUGCUAUUGUCGUGAUGAGAAAAUGUUGUCCAACACAGUUGUUCAGUAUCUGGUUAAAGAUAGAGUAUGGAUUGUUCCACAAGGAUACAUGGAGGAGAAAAUAACUGAUCGCCGAAGGUUCUACCGUGUCACGUUUGACAGUGUGACCAAAGAAGUGUCAUGCGAUUGCCGGAAAUUUGAAACAUUUGGGAUUUUGUGCAAACAUAUGUUCCGGAUAUUUGAUCAGAACUUGGUUUUUGAUAUACCUGAGAAAUAUAUACUUACGAGGUGGCGGAAGGAUGUAAAUCGGAGGCAUACAAGGGUUAAAGUCCCAUACCAUGAUCCCUCUCACUCGGCACAAGUCAAGAGAUCCUAUAAAAUGCUAACCACUUUUGAGACUAUAUCUGAUCUUGCUGCCUCUGUUGACGAUGAAGCCGUUCACCAUGUGCUGACUUCUCUAAAAAAGCUGCAGGGUGAAGUAGCAGCGUUGAAGCAGAAGAAAGAUCUUCUCAACAAAGCUGAAGAGGUUACUCACUUUCCUACUGAUGGCUCUCAAGUAGAGAAACAGUCAUGUUGUGUGGGGUCAACAGUUGCUUCAGUACAAAAACCAGACAACCCCCCUGACUCUAAUGACACUCCUGCAGCUGGCCAAGAACAUGUUACAGACCUCUCUGUUGAUGCUGAUAACAUCCAUUGGUCUCAACAACAUGCACCACCUACUGCCCCAAAUAAGUCGAUUAUUCUUGACCCAGUUGUACAGAAGAAGCGUAGAGGGUGACCAAAAGGUAGCAGGAACAAAAACCUUGCAGAAUGGGCUACAAAAAGGCAUAGCCAAAGGAGAAACAACCCGAUGUCUGCUUCGUUUUAAUUUCAAUCCUUUAUAUUUUAUCAGUUUAGUGCACUUGAAAAGAUUAAUUGCUUGCUAUUUUGGAGCCUGCUGCUCAAUUUAUUCUUCAAACCUACUACCCAUCGUCUUUUAAUGGGAAUAUAAUGG